Aspergillus vadensis CBS 113365 is the source of this 1260-nucleotide messenger RNA. Its product is annotated as putative MFS sugar transporter. Bases 1 to 1260 code for a protein of 419 amino acids. Gene Ontology annotation, molecular function: carbohydrate:proton symporter activity. NCBI's taxonomy places the organism in Eukaryota, Fungi, Ascomycota, Eurotiomycetes, Eurotiales, Aspergillaceae. Gene Ontology annotation, cellular component: membrane. The transcript is spliced from 10 exons. The record is from RefSeq and is a predicted model, not a curated record. Gene Ontology annotation, biological process: transmembrane transport; carbohydrate transport.
AUGACAAUGAGCAUUGAAAGCAACAAUAGUGCAGGACAUGGGAUGGCUGAACGAACCCAGGCCCCCAGAUACGUUCUGGCCAGUCUAUUGUGCUCAUGUGGGGGGCUGCUGUUUGGAAUCCAUGGCUUGAUCGUCUCUUCCAUCUUCAUUCCAGCCGCAGUUUCUUCCUUAUUCGCGGGGUAUCUAGCAGACAAAUUGGACAGGCCCAAGGGUAUCAGCAUCGGUGCCCUGAUCUUUGCGAUUGGAGCAGCUUUGGAGGCGGCUGCUGUGCAUAUCGGGAUACUUGUUGUGAGACGUUGCAUUGAGUAUGUGGGUGAGGGAUUAUAUCUAGGCACCCUGGUCGUCUACAUUUGCGAAACCUCUCCGCCAAGGGUUAGAGGAGCAUUGACGACCGGACCCCAGUUGCUGGUUACUCUGGGGUUGACGAUCGGAUGGUUGACCCUCCACGGCCGAAGAUCGGAGGCUACUGCAGCUGAACGUGAAAAGGCUGAGAUUAAGCAGACUCAGGGCGUCACUAUUGAGGUUGUUGCGAGUGCUUCCAGCGACAGACAUGCUCCUUUAGUGGAGCACAAGUAUUUUGACCUGUUUUCCAAAGAUGUACGGACACGCACUGUUUUGGCGGUGUUUCUCAUGGGCAUGCAGCAACUCAGCGGAAUUGAUGGUGUACUCUAUUAUGCCCCAUUGCUUUUCGAGCAAGCAGGCUUAGCUUCCUCAGAUGCUAGCUUCUUUGCCUCUGGUGUUUCUGCAACAGUCAUCUUCGCCGUAACCACACCGGCGCUCAUAUGGGCAGACAGGUGGGGCCGACGACACAGCACUAUCUACGGUGGCAUCGGCCUCGCCGUCACAAUGUUCUUAAUAGGGGGCCUCUACGCAGGGGAUGCCGUACACAACUCGACUAGUGCAUGUCGGUGGGUGGUCAUUUCAUUUACUCUCAGCUGGGCAGUUGGCAUAGAGAUUUAUGCAGCAGAGAUACAACCACAAAGGACUCGCGCAUCGGCCACUAGCCUGGCACAUGGCAGUAAUUGGGCCGCCAACUUUCUGGUCGCACUGACGAUACCCAUAUUGCUAUCAAAGAGCAGCUUUGGUGCAUACUAUCUCUUUGGAGGAUGCACCCUGAUUACGGCAUUCAUCUGCGCCCUCUUCAUGCCCGAAUCAAAAGGACAAUCCUUGGACGAUAUUGAGGAUGCAUUCAAAUCUAAGUCGCUGUCCAGAACAGUGUUGAAGGCCUUCAGACCUAUUACUCAGACAGCCCAGGGAUAA